Yamadazyma jaroonii is the source of this 234-nucleotide messenger RNA. NCBI's taxonomy places the organism in Eukaryota, Fungi, Ascomycota, Pichiomycetes, Serinales, Debaryomycetaceae. The record is from the annotation of a GenBank genome assembly.
AUGCAAAUUAAAGUCAAAACCUUGACAGGUAGAGAGAUCCCUGUGGAUGUUGAACCAACUGACAAGAUUUAUAAUAUCAAAGAAAUGAUGGAAGAAAAGGAAGGUAUUUUCCCUGCACAACAAAGAUUGAUUUUCCAAGGAUCUCAAUUGAAUGAUGAAACUACAAUUGCAGAAUCUGGUAUUCAACCUGGAGCUUCAUUACAUUUGGUUUUAACUUUAAGAGGUGGUAAUUAA